AAAAAAAAAACAAUCGCAUGUCCCAGCCAUCUGCGGACUCGGUCGCCGAAUGGCUCCUCGCGCGGCAGUUCCACCUGACUGCGCUCGAGCUGCACAUGGAGCUCGUUGAGAGUGGCAGUCGCGAUGUGCCUGCCCUCAGCCAGUUCAUGGCCUCGCUCGACGCAACCAGCGCGCGAAACGCACCAGGUGUUCCAGUGGCGCGGGCAAGCCAGGCAGCUGCAAUGCAACAGCACGCUGCAAUCGACGAGCUGUACACAAACAUGGAGCAGCAAGACCUGCUGCAGGAGAAGGAGGAGCGGCUGGCCGUGGUCGAGUUUGAGCUGCGAACCGCGCAAGACUCCAUCAAGGCGCUCAAGGAGUCGAUCGCACUCACGGCCAGCAACAACGCUGGUGGCGCACCCAGCCAGCUGCAUCUCAACCUGCCGGCAGUGGACGACGAAGCGCGGCUCCGGUCGCCAAUCAAGCCCUACGAGCAGCGCGCGCUCAACUACCUCGUCAACACGUACCUCCUCGAGGCCAGCUACCGUCUCACAUCCAUUACCUUCUCCGAUGAGGUGACAAACCAGAAUGUCGAGAGCUGGGAGGAUGUCGGCGCCAACAUGGACCAGCCGCCGCGACUGCUCGAAAUCUUCCGCCGUCUGUACAGCCACGUCUCGUUCAAGGAACAGGGCAAGUCGCAGCUCUCGAGUCUGGAAACGGAGGUAGAUUCCUUGCGAUCCGAACUCGCUGCGGCCAAGGCCUCCAUCAAGAAGCUGGCCGCGGAGAACACCCAGCUCAAAAGCCGGGUGCAAGCAGGGCCCAGUGUGGCUGCCCCCGUCGCUGCCAAGAAUCCCGACGAGUUGCCAGCUGCUCGGAAGCUCGUACUCCCCCAAACCCCCAUCCACAGCCGACUUCUUGGCGCUCUCCAAAAGGACUCUUCGUCGCGCAUCAAUAUCGAGAUCGCUUCCGUUCCGGACGACAGCGAAGGCCUGGUUUGGGUGCUUGGUCGCUCACUUCCGAAUGUCGUUCCGAACGUUCUGCUCAACAAGCGAGAGGAAUUGGUUCCGCUGAUCCUGGCCGGUAUUCGCCUGCAUCCCGACAAGCCCGCAAGAGAAGCCCUGCUGAAUCAGCUGUUCAGCCUGGUCAAAAAGCCAGAGCCGACCCAACGCGCCGUCAUUGUGAGUGGCUGCUCUUCGCUUGCCGCAUGCCUGCCAGACGCCCGAAUUGCGAGCGAGUUUUUGCCCCAAGCAUGGGAGUUGGUAGCAAACAAGUACGUGGAGCGUCGCAUCUUGGUGGCCGACUUGUGCGGCGCGAUUGCUCCGUUCUUGGCGCCUAAAUUCCGCGAGGCGGCGCUCUUGGACAACUUGAAAACCUUGCUGGAAGACAAGAGUGAGGAGGUGCGCGAGGCAGCUGUCAAGUCGUUUGCGCUCACUGUCUCCGUCAUGGGCACGAGCACAUCGGCAGCAGCGUGCUUGGAGAAGAUCCAGAGCAUGCUGCUGACUGCCUUGAAAGAUCCGGUGGACAAGGUCGUCGCCGUCUCGCGGCAGCAGCUGCUCCCCGCCUUUUGCGAGUGGAGCGCGGAACUUGGUGUGCUGCAGUCCAAGUUUGGAACGUCGCUCCUCCAGAACGUCACCAAAGCCAUCAGCUCGGACGGUCGCCGUCAACUGGCUGACACUUCCGUCAUGGAGAUGGAGCUCACUUUCGGCGUCGUCCGAAUGGUCCUCCCAUUCUUGUUUUACCACGUCAUCAGGACAUCGCCGUUCUAUGUUCCGGCGACCUUCACCCAGCCUCCCGCACAUCUCGCCGCGGAGGCGAACGGCGAACCUGCGCCACCGACUGCCGCUGGCUCGGAAGAAGUUGAUCUCUUCCACUUGGAUCUUCUUCUUGGCGACGAUGCAACUGCAUCCAAGUACCGCACGCAGCUCGACACCUUCAUUGCUCAGCACGCUGUCGCGCCCGAGUCGCUCAAGCACAAUGCCAGCUUCUGGCCUGCCCUGAACUGGAUGGUUGAGACCUUCAUUCCUAAUCUGUUGAGCAUUGCCGUCUCGGUGGACAUUUCCAACGCUUCGUGCGUCCGUGAUCUAGUGCUGGCUAUUUCACGCCUUGUGAAGAUAUUUGGAAGUGCAUUUGCGCUGCAAGUCGUCAAGCCGCUUUUCUUGCAAGUGUUGAAUGCAUCUGCCUCCAACGAGGUUGAGCUGCUUGCGCUUCGAACGCGUCGCACGCGUACCCUUUCCAUCUACGUUCAAGGCGUGCUGGCCGCAUUGCCCGAGCCUGUGGCCAAGCCAGAAGUGUUGAACUACAUCAAGCAGCUGACUCUGAAUGUUGCCCUGCAACAGGGUCAGUGGCUGCUUGACCAGAUGCCCGCCUUGACCGCCGUCGUUGCCGAUCUGUGCGAACAUCGCAUUUUUGUCAAGGAGAUGGUCGAGAUCAUGUGGGAUUUGUUGGUACAUCCGACGCUGGCCGUACGCUUGUGCAUCGUGGAGGUUUUCCGUGUGUUGGUCAAAUUUGUCGACCCGCAAACCACCGCCAAGCGAGUCCUGCCUGCUCUUAUUACGCUUUCAUCUGAUCCCGAACCAGAGGUACGACACGCCAGUAUCGCCACGUUUGGCUCCAUCGCAAUCAGCAGCCCUGAAAAGCCUAUUGUGGAAAAGGUCAAGAUGCAAUUCCUCACGCUUCUGGAAGACCCCGACCGAACGAUUGCUGUUGAGGUUCUCAACACCUUCCGCGCAAUCAUUCCGCAAGCUGAGCCUCAAUUCCGCGAUGAAUUCAUCAUCCACCGAGUUUGUCUCAUGUCAACCAGUUUGGGCGAAGAUCGCACCAACGCGGCGACGCCGAACAUUCUCGAGCCUGCCGAGCUGCGAGCUCGUGCGGGUGUAGCAACCGCACUUCUUGAUGCCAUGAAGGCAACGCUGCAAUGCUUCAUCGCCGACGAGAUCAUUGCUGACGGUGUGGCUCCCGCAAUUCGGCAAUUGCGCAAGGCCGUGACAUUGUUUUCUGAUUCGCAACGCGAAGACUUGGAUCGGUUGAUUGCUGAGUGUGAUGCCAAGAUUAUGGCUCGCAAUUCUUUGAGCUUAAAGAGCGAGGAUUCGACCCGCAACAAGCUCAUCAAGGGCCUCAUUGCCGCUGCCAAGAACGAGCCAAUGCCACCGUCCCGCCCAUCUGCCCCUUCCGUUAGCUCGUACACGGCCGGCGCAGGCACGGGCAAUCUCAGCAUCACCACUUCAUCCGGUGGCCCUGUGCCCGUGACGCAAACGAAUGCCGUGCAAGAGAACAAGGCGCUCAAGAGCAUGACUGAUCUCUUCCGUCGCAACAAGUAACACUCUCCGUGCCUUCCCGACUUUUUUUCCUGUUUGAUCGGGUUGACAACAAUCCAGUGUGUUUGAUACUCCUACACCUCGUCAUGUUUGCAGAAGUAAAUUUCAAAUGCAAUACAGAACGAGAGAAAAUUUG
Messenger RNA from Capsaspora owczarzaki ATCC 30864, 3429 nucleotides. RefSeq lists its product as hypothetical. The coding region runs from base 18 to 3296 and encodes 1092 amino acids. Gene Ontology annotation, cellular component: recycling endosome; trans-Golgi network. Gene Ontology annotation, molecular function: protein binding. NCBI's taxonomy places the organism in Eukaryota, Filasterea, Ministeriida, Capsasporidae. The record is from RefSeq and is a predicted model, not a curated record. The transcript is spliced from 11 exons. Gene Ontology annotation, biological process: intracellular cholesterol transport.